This is a messenger RNA of Condylura cristata (star-nosed mole), 930 nucleotides long. RefSeq names its product olfactory receptor 2AP1. The transcript has a single exon. Gene Ontology annotation, cellular component: membrane. Bases 1 to 930 code for a protein of 309 amino acids. NCBI's taxonomy places the organism in Eukaryota, Metazoa, Chordata, Mammalia, Eulipotyphla, Talpidae. Gene Ontology annotation, molecular function: olfactory receptor activity; G protein-coupled receptor activity. Gene Ontology annotation, biological process: G protein-coupled receptor signaling pathway. The record is from RefSeq and is a predicted model, not a curated record.
AUGAAAAAUAAAACUAUGUUGACUGAGUUUAUCCUGCUGGGUCUAACAGAUGUCCCUGAACUUCAGGGCAUGGUUUUCUCCUUUUUGUUCCUCAGCUAUGUUCUCAGCAUCAUGGGAAAUCUGACCAUCAUCAUCCUCACCUUGCUGGAUGCCCACCUUCAGACCCCCAUGUAUUUCUUUCUUCGGAACUUCUCCUUCUUAGAAAUCUCCUUCACCAAUAUCUUCAUCCCAAGAGUCCUAACCAGCAUCACAACUGGGAACAAGACUAUCAGCUUUGCUGGCUGCUUCACUCAGUAUUUCUUUGCGAUAUUCCUUGGGUCCACAGAAUUUUACCUCCUGGCAGCCAUGUCCUAUGAUCGCUAUGUGGCCAUUUGUAAACCUCUGCACUACACCACCAUCAUGAGCAGCAGGGUCUGCAUCCAGCUGGUUCUUUGUUCGUGGCUGGCCGGGUUAAUGGUUAUCGUACCACCAAUCACACUGAUGAGUCAGCAGGACUUUUGUGCAUCCAACAAGCUGAAUCAUUACUUCUGUGACUAUGAACCCCUUCGAGAACUCUCCUGUUCAGACACGAGCCUUAUCGAGAAGGUUGUCUUUCUUGUGGCCUCUGUGACUCUGGUGGUCACUCUGUUGUUGGUGAUUCUGUCCUAUACAUUCAUCAUCAAGACUAUUCUAAAACUUCCCUCUGCCCAGCAAAGGUCAAAAGCUUUUUCCACUUGUUCUUCCCACAUGAUUGUCAUCUCCAUCUCUUAUGGAAGCUGCAUCUUCAUUUAUAUUAAACCCUCAGCAAAAGACGCAAGCACGUUUAACAAGAGUGUAGCUGUGCUCAUUACUUCAGUAGCACCUUUGUUAAAUCCCUUCAUUUACACACUAAGGAACCAACAGGUAAAACAAGCCUUCAAGGAUACCAUCAAAAAGCUUGUGAAUCUUUAA